This is a messenger RNA of Phyllostomus discolor (pale spear-nosed bat), 6809 nucleotides long. RefSeq names its product regulator of G protein signaling 6 (gene RGS6). NCBI's taxonomy places the organism in Eukaryota, Metazoa, Chordata, Mammalia, Chiroptera, Phyllostomidae. The record is from RefSeq and is a predicted model, not a curated record. Gene Ontology annotation, molecular function: GTPase activator activity. Bases 567 to 1985 code for a protein of 472 amino acids. Gene Ontology annotation, biological process: regulation of G protein-coupled receptor signaling pathway; intracellular signal transduction; G protein-coupled receptor signaling pathway. The transcript is spliced from 17 exons.
GCAGCGGCUCCAAGCGGCGGAGCGGAGCGCUUCGCGAGUUGGGGCAGCUCCUGAGCCCGGCCCUACUCCGCGGCGAGAGCUCCGCCCGGGCGCCGGCUUCCCACAGCUGCGGGAGCGGGCGGGCGCCGAGGGGGCAGACCGACUUCCGCGGACCCCGCCGGUUCCGGGCGGGGAGAGGCGGGCGAGGGGCGAGCGCGAGGGAGCGCCGGGGAGCGCAGAGAGCGGGGCCAGCCCCGAGCGCGCCGGAGACAGCCGAGCGUCCCGCGCCCCGGCACCAUGCGACCCGCCGCGCCUCCUCGCCGGCCCGGGGCUUCGCUCUCCGCUCGCUGAGCCCCCGCACUCGCCACCCCUGAAACUCGCAAAGACGAGGCGAGACGUUGGAGAGCAGCGAAGAGACUGACCCAGACGUCCCCUUCGCCCCUAAAGAGGCUGCGGAUCCCCGUUUUCUGGGCUUCUCUAGCUUUACCAUGAACCUGGUGCAAGAUUGGCUUUAGGACAAAUUCGGAAGCCGGAGGGGGGAGUCGAGGCAAUUCUUUGGUUGCUAAGUGUGAGUGAAGGCAUCCAGGAUGGCUCAGGGAUCCGGGGAUCAAAGAGCAGCGGGGACUGCUGACCCAGAGGACAGCUCUCCAAACAUGAUAGUCUACCGCAAAAUUGAAGACAUCAUUACAAAGAUGCAAGAUGACAAGACAGGGGGUGUGCCCAUCAGAACAGUCAAGAGCUUUCUCUCCAAAAUCCCCAGUGUUGUCACAGGUACUGACAUUGUGCAGUGGCUUAUGAAGAACCUUUGCAUCGAAGACCCAGGGGAAGCAAUACACUUGGGAAGCCUCAUAGCUGCCCAGGGCUACGUCUUUCCCAUCUCGGACCACGUCCUCACCUUGAAGGACGACGGCACCUUUUAUCGUUUCCAGGCUCCAUACUUCUGGCCUUCGAACUGCUGGGAGCCUGAAAACACUGACUAUGCCAUCUAUCUCUGUAAGAGGACAAUGCAGAAUAAAGCAAGGCUGGAAUUAGCUGACUAUGAAGCGGAAAACUUAGCAAGACUCCAGAGGGCCUUUGCAAGGAAGUGGGAGUUCAUCUUUAUGCAAGCGGAAGCCCAAGUGAAGAUUGAUCGGAAAAAGGACAAGACAGAAAGGAAAAUUCUGGAUAGUCAAGAACGGGCCUUUUGGGAUGUCCACAGGCCGGUGCCAGGCUGUGUGAACACCACAGAAAUGGAUAUCAGAAAAUGCCGACGCUUGAAGAACCCACAAAAGGUUAAAAAGUCAGUGUAUGGGGUGACAGAAGAGUCCCAGUCACAGAGCCCCGUGCACAUACCCAGUCAGCCAAUCAGGAAAACUACAAAAGAGGACAUCCGGAAACAGAUAACGUUUUUGAAUGCGCAGAUUGACAGACAUUGUUUAAAAAUGUCAAAAGUGGCUGAAAGCUUAAUUGCUUACACGGAGCAGUAUGUGGAAUACGACCCCUUGAUAACGCCGGCCGAGCCAUCCAAUCCCUGGAUCAGUGACGACACCACUUUAUGGGACAUGGAGAAGAGCAAAGAGCCCAGCCAGCAGCGAGUCAAGAGGUGGGGCUUCUCGUUUGAUGAGAUGCUGAAGGACCAGGUGGGGCGGGAGCAGUUUCUGCGAUUCCUGGAGUCCGAGUUCAGCUCAGAAAACCUCAGGUUCUGGUUGGCUGUCCAAGAUCUCAAGAAACAACCCCUACAGGAUGUGGCCAAGAGGGUGGAAGAAAUCUGGCAAGAGUUCCUGUCUCCAGGGGCCCCAAGUGCCAUCAACCUGGAUUCUCACAGCUACGAGAUAACCAGUCAAAACGUCAAGGACGGAGGGAGAUACACAUUCGAAGACGCCCAGGAGCACAUCUACAAGCUGAUGAAGAGUGACAGCUACGCCCGUUUCCUCCGGUCGAAUGCGUACCAGGACUUGCUGCUGGCCAAGAAGAAGGGAAAGUCGCUGGCGGGCAAGCGCCUCACGGGACUGAUGCAGUCCUCCUGACGGUUCCCACCGCAGGCCCAGGGCCGGGGCCCGAGGACCACGAGGGCAGGAGGCGGCACUCCACGUCCGUGGACAGAGUGUCCUUACGGGGAGAUUCGGUCACUGUGAAAGAGAAAGAGUGAGGGCGAUAGAGGGCAACCACGGGGAGACCCAGUGGGUGAAUGGGGGGAUCUGAGAGAAAGGCCACAGAGCCGGGGGGUCGGCCCAGUAGAGGCCCCUGUUUACAACCCUCCCGUGCUUGUACAGUUGUGCGCCGACACCCCAUUUUCUAAGAGGUCCUCGUCCCUAACUCAUUCAGGGGAGAACAUCUUGUAGGGUGUUGUGACUGUCACUUGAGAUAUAUUCUCAUCAUCAUUCUCCCCGCUGUCUGGGGGAUGAUGCCAUCCAGCAAACACAAGAAGGACCAGCUGGCCCUGAGCACAGCCUGUGUUACGCCCCCUCCCCCACUGUCUCUCUGGUGCACCCAUAGCACCCACCACAGUUAUAGCCACUGUGUCCCCAUCGCCUCCCACCUCCCCCAUCUUUGUGGCCACCUGCCCUCACGCAGCCAUCCCAAUCACGUUGUCCUCAGCACUGAGCAACCUCGGGGUUGGCUGCACUGCAAGUUCUUUCAAUCCCGUUAGAUACACCCACAAUCCCUCAAUUCAUCCAUCAGCAGACUCAUGACAAGGUCUCCACAGGCGUGCUGCUGCCCUCUGCUCCUGGCAAGUGUCUCCAGGGUCCAACACCAGAAGAAACACCAGAGUAGAUGAAAGAGCUCGUGGUUUAACCAAUUCUGACCGUCUCUAAAAAUUCAUGAUUUCAUAAUUUAUUGUUUUCACCCCUUCUCCUUGGUUUGUUCCCUCAUGUUUUACUCAAAAUAAACAUGGCCAUGAACUCAGGGGCCCUUGGGAUCCUCUCCUCCAGCAGCCCCAGGUGGAAGCUGGGAGGGUUCCCAGCAGGGGGGUGCGGGAUCGCAGGGCCGGCAGCCCCCACAGGAUGGGCAUGGCCAGGCUCCUGCUGGGCCAGGUCUCAGUGGUGUAUGAAGCUGGAAGAGAAUCUGCCACAGAGGGCCUAGGCCAAGGCCAGAUGGACCUCUGAUGGCCCAGCAAAGGCACCCACUAAGCAAUGCCAGGCAUCCAGGGGAAAAGCAGACAGAAAGCAACACCUGCAAAAACCUGCAAAAGAUCCACUACACUCCCUUUGGGUGUGUGUCCAAAUGCCCACCUGCCAACUGGUCUGUGAGGUGGUGUAUGUAGAGCACUGAGUCAGGUGCCCGAUGCAUAGUAGGUGCUUAGCAAAUGGUAGCCAUUGCUCUCAUCAUUGUCAUCACCAUGUGACUCCCAGGGGCCCAUGGACAGAGCAGUGUUAAACAACAUGGUUUUGAAUUCAGAUACUCCCCACCUGCCAUGACUAUCCUCCUUUGAUCUAUUUUUGGCCAUAGGUGAGAAAUCUCCCUGGGGAGCAUAAAAACAGCAAACACAGAAGCAAAAAAUCUAUCACUGGUAUUUCUUCACUCCUGUAGGCAAAUUCACCACUGGCGACCAGAGGCACAUGUGCCUCCGGGCUGCUCCCACGAGCGCCUUUCCAGCCCCCACCCCUAAGCCAUGUGGCAGGUCUGACGCUACCGAGCCCUGUCCCCAGGGCCCCAGCCUUUCCGUCAUCACAGCGGAGCCACUGUGGGCUUUAGAAGUCUUGGUUAAGGUCACACCCUCGUGGGUUCUUGACCACCAUGCCUCGGUUUCCCCCACUGGCAAUCGUUGCUCCCUCUGCGAAGUACAAACUAGAAUGACACAUGCUGAGUCCUCAGAGUGUCUCCAAAGGUGGCAUUGUAGACCCUGAUUCCACACAACCUCAGCUCAGAGCCUGGCACCUGGCGGGCAUGAGAUAAUGACUAAAAUGAAGUCCUGCCCCCAUGUUAUGGGGUCUUUUGAGCCCUCCUCUCCUCCUUCCCCCCUUUUUUUGUCUUGUUUCACACAGACCUCCUGUUUCAGAACCAAAUUGCAGCUAAAGGUCCUCCACAGCCAACAUGGCCCAGAGGGAGCUCCUCUCUGCUACGGGUCCCCAGGCUAUGCUGACUUCAAGGCGUAGGGUACGUGGACAAAGGAAGUUCCAGAAUAGCAGGGGCCUCUCUGCCAUCCAUUAUCCAGGGCAAGGGCCCAGAUGCCUCCUGCUCUCCCCCAUAGCUGCAGACAGGACAGGGCUGGCAUCCCCCAGCCCUGUCCCUUGCUCCUGGCUGCUGUUCCUGAGUAAGGCUGGCCUGAGACCUGGCGCAUCCUGGAGGUCCCCAAAGGGCCCACCUAAAGCCAACUGGACAACAUCCUUGAGACAGAGCAGGCUGACAGCUUUCUAACACCUCUAGUGACAUCCAGAGGAGAGGGCCAGCCAGCAGGCUCAAUAACAUUAAGAUCACUUAACAUGGAUUUGAACCCAGAGCAAUAACCCCCUCACCUCACCUCCCAACCAGGCACACUCAAUCCUGUGACCACCUCCAUGUGCUGCUAGUAGAUCACGUCUACCAGUGAAGGGUAGAAUGGAGUUGCUGUUCCCAAGUUGGCCAGUCCAAGGUCAGUGUACUGUGCAGAACCUAGAAUGAAAAUACAUUUGGAAAAUCUGAUCUUGACCAGGUCCUCAUUGGCCUGGUCUGCAUAGCCAAAAAUUCAGACCAGAUUAGACUUUUGAAGGCAGUUCUGCAACAAAUCAUGUUCCCCUGCCUCCAGAAGCUUCCUUAGCUCCCCUGACUGGGCACAGCCUCUGGGCCCAGAACCCUCCCCACUAAAGGCUCACAGGGCAAAUAUGUUAGCAGUCCCACGGCCAAAGCAUCAGGACAGCCUCAGAAGUGACCACCACCCAUCAGGACAGACACACAGACACCAGGCACUGGACAUACACCUCCAUGGGAAGAGUAAAGCACGCAGGCUGACACACGUAAAUGCCCAGUGGCAGCCAAAGGACCUGCCUGUGCAGCAGGAACCUCUGGGCUGGAGAGAGGGCUUCUAGCCCUUCCAGGAAGUGAUGCUUUGGUCUUCUGGGAAGGUAUCGCCGUGCCCCAGGAACCCAGCGGGGCCCAGUUCCCCAGUGCAGUCGCUGGCCAUGCUCCAGGCCCACCACUGCCAAGGUCAGGCACAGAGCAGCACCCAGGAGAUGACCCUCGCCACCCUGAGUUGCUUCUUGGACCAGUGAACAGCUGGGAACAUGCUCUGGGGGCGUUUCUCCUGGCAGGAUUGCUGGUGUAUUCAAACUACCUCACCGACAGGACACUGAACUGGGAGCCUGCCACCCAUCUGGCCCCUGGGCUGGUUGUAGAAGUGGACGUUUUUCCUAAAAUGCACCCCUCCCAUUGUGCUCCAAAUGCAUGGACUUCAAAAGCCAGCACUAGGAAACCUUUCUAGAAGCUGGAAAGGAUUGUAUGCUGUUGGUGUGUAGGUCUUGCAAAAUGUAUUGGAGGGUGGUGUUCCAGAAACGUCCAGGAGCUAGAAAGCCCUGGAGUGGAGGAGGUAACAUGCCACCAGCCUCCAAGGGGCUGGCCGAGUUGAGUAUGUAGCAAGGACCAUGCAUGGCACGGUCUAACAGCGGCCAAAUGAACCCCUGACAACUCACCAUGGCACCCUCUGAAGAGAGGCCUGUGCAAAUGUAACCAUGGCAACAGCAGACGCCAGCAGCCUACUCAUCAGUACCACCCGGUGAUAGACAUUCCCUGGGCACAACCCAGGGGCCCUAAAGUAGCAAAGUAGCAAAUGUAGCAAUAAGAGGCCCAGGGCCAUAGAGGGAUAGAGUCCAGAUGACCUGGCCUCGGCCCUCCUCCCAACCCGACGAGGGUUCAGAGCCAGGGGCUGUCAGCUGUCAGCUGUCCUGGGGAGGGAGGCCCUGCUCCAUGCCCAGGGCUCCUGGUCUGUAUUCUCCGCCCACUCACCGCAUGAUCACGGACACUUCGGAAUGGCCUUCUCAUAGUGCAUGUGGUUCUCAUUAGUUUAUUUUUCUGGAAUUUGGUGAUUGGAUCCCAGAACCAAACAUGCUGGUACAGUCUAAAAAUAAAUGACUUGAACCCACUAUAAUGCAGUACCUGUGUGGCUUCUUGGUUUGGGGGUUUACCGGGCACGACUUACCUGAAAAUCUACAACCCCUACCCACUCCUCACCCUGCCCCAUUAACGCGUGCACACGCGCACACGCAGCCUGGGAGCCAGGGGAAUGGCUCCCAGGCAGGAUGCUGCACGGCUCAGGGAAGCUGGAUCUCUGGGACAAGGCACUUGUCCUGGGAGGUCAAGAGAGUUGUACCACCAGAAGGCUGAGGCCCCUGUCUCUGCCAGGGACUCCUUGGCUGAGUGGUCCCUAUGCCCCAUUGUCUGUGCGCAACCACAAAACCCAGUGGCCUGACAAACAGCAUUAGUGGCCAGGCACCACUGUUAAAUAAAGUCCCAAGGUUGAUGUCUGCUGCAUGUAGACUGUGCUCCUUCUAUGGAAUCUCAGUUUCCUGAGCAAUAGACAGUCGCAUUUCCCACUAAUGCCAAAGCAGUGGAACUUGGAGAACCUGGGAGUCAGGUUGACCAGAGGAGGAAGAGAACACGGUGAAAAGAAACUAUGAUACUGCGAUCCUAUUAACAAUGAGGCUGGCACCUGGCAGCUCGCUUCAGUGGUAGAAAUCUUGCUCCCAAAUGUAGAAAUGAUCUCAGAGGCAGGGGAAUGGGUCUUUGUCACAUUUCCAUAGAAGUGAAUAUGUCUACCAACCCCUGGGCCAACUCUUAGACUUCCUGGCCCACAAGGUCAACACCAUGGUCACACCUAUAACAGCACCUGAAAUGCCAGGUCUAUAGUAUACCCCACUGCCAUGCCCUGGCCCACCACA